UUCAUACCAGAGUUUAUACCAGAGGUGUUGCUUCAUUUAGAUUGCGUUUAUGCACUUACGUAGAAUAAGCUUAACUGUGUGCUUUGCCCGAGGAAACCUUUUUAUUUUGUUGUAAAGACCUUUAACUAAGUUUUAUUUAUUCGUGAACAAUAUUGUAACGUUGUAACUGUAUCUGUGCUCGGAUAGUCUUCGAGGGAGCAACAGCGGAAGCAUUGAAGAAGAAGACAGAUUCAUUUUUCACCAGAACUAAAAAACUAAAGACUUUCCCUCAAACAUUUACUAUGUCUAACUUCAACUGGAAGCCCUUUGUGUAUGGAGGUUUGGCUUCUGUAACUGCUGAAUGUGGUACCUUCCCUAUUGACCUCACCAAGACCCGUCUUCAGGUGCAAGGCCAGGUCAGUGACGCCCAACACAAAGAGAUUCGAUACCGGGGGAUGUUUCAUGCUCUUGUCCGGAUAUACAAAGAAGAAGGAUUGAAAGCAUUAUAUUCCGGGAUUGCCCCUGCUGUGCUGCGGCAAGCUUCCUAUGGAACGAUAAAGAUUGGCACGUACCAGAGCUUCAAACGCCUCUUCGUUGACAGCCCAGAAGAGGAGUCCCUGCUGGUCAACAUUCUGUGUGGAGUUCUGUCUGGAGUGAUCUCCUCUUCCAUUGCUAACCCCACGGAUGUAUUGAAAAUACGAAUGCAGGCUCAGGGAUGCGUCAUGCCGGGAGGAAUGAUUGGUAAUUUCAUCAAUAUCUAUCAGCAGGAAGGAGCUCGUGGCCUUUGGAAAGGGGUGUCCCUGACUGCUCAGCGGGCAGCCAUUGUGGUAGGAGUGGAGCUGCCAGUGUAUGACCUCACAAAGAAGCACCUCAUCAAGUCUGGGCACAUGGGAGACACCGUCUACACGCACUUCGUCUCAAGCUUCGUAUGUGGGCUGGCAGGAGCUCUGACUUCCAAUCCUAUUGAUGUAGUCCGGACUCGCAUGAUGAACCAGCGAAGCAUUCGGGGCGGGACCUGUGCAGGCUACAAGGGCACGCUCGAUUGCUUACUGCAGACUUGGAGGACAGAAGGAUUCUUUGCACUGUACAAGGGUUUUUUUCCAAACUGGCUGAGACUUGGUCCAUGGAACAUCAUUUUCUUCCUGACAUACGAGCAGCUUAAAAAGAUUGAAGUGUGAAAACGAUGCUUUACUUGACUUGGAAGAAGGAGACCAAGGCUGUAUUAGAUGCUUUAACCUGCACAUCAAGGUUUUUUGGCAAAACUGUGGUGCCAGUAUUAAUGCAUGCUGAGGAUACUCUGGCCAAAGUGGAGGAGUUUUUAAGUACAGAUUGCUGUCUGAGAAGAGGCAGUAACAGCACUGUUAAUGUAAAAAGUGGCCUUCAGUUCUAUUAUUUAUUGCAUAGUAAGUUUUGAUUUGAUGGGGAAUGGUAAUGGUUUCCGUAUAUAUAUGGACAAUAAUUGUUAUGUUAUGCCUCUCUGGUCCUAUUCACAGAUGUUUAAUUUUAUCUAUUUUGAUUUAUUGAAGUUUUAAUAAUCCUAAAAUUGUUCUUGAGUUCCCUAAAAGCCUCCUUGAAAAGGAACCGAAAUGUAUUUGAUUUGUCAAACAGACUUUUAACAAAAACAUUCUUUACCUAACUCAUGAGGCUAAGCAAGGUAAGCUGUAGGUACUAUCUGCAUAGCAACUGCUGUGAAAGAUUUCAAGAGUUUACUGCUUUGAACAAUGAAGCAGGAAAGGUAAUGCCUUUUUUCACUUGACUGAGAAUGCUUAAUGCUUUAUAGUGUUGUGCUGUAUGUUAAUGUGGUAUUGCUAUCAUCGUACAUAUUUUGAUUAAUGAAAGUCCACAAGGUUUGAAAAAGGCUUACAAAGCUUUUUUUGGCUGUUUUAGGGUUAGCUGUUUAACUUUUAAGAGUGUUUGUAAACACUCUCUUAAAAAAAUAAAUAAAUAAUAGGGCCCUUUGCUUUUAAAUUAAGAAGAUGAACAAGUUGAAACAGUUGAUGCUAAUUUUUUCCACAGUUAUGUUUAGUAAGUUCAGAUGUUAUCAGGGUUGGCUCAUGUUAGCGGUUAACCCAGAAUUCAUGCCAGACUAUGUUAUCUUUAACCUAUUUGACCUAAAGAAUGUAAAGAAAAUAACCAGGUCAAAGAUAAAUCCAGAGUAGGAAGCCAGUUUCCACUCUGUGGAUUUUAUUGUUCUUUGUGAUAACACUUCUGUUUCCUUGGUGUAUUUGUUGUUCCUAUCUUCCCAUGAGCGGAUUAUUGACAUCACACUUGCACUUUAUUAUAGCAAUCAAUGUAUUCUUCAUAGAGAUCAGUGGAACCUCAACCGUUUUACAAUAAGAUAAAAACAUAAUGCAUCAAAUACAGUGGAAUCUUUUUAGUAUGGCCAACAGAGGGGCUGAGUAAUGGUCUUUACUGAGAGAUGAUCCUAAUAGAUGGAUCUAUUGAGAUUUAAAGGAUCUGACCUUUCUUUACUGAGAUGGUCAUAAAGAGUGAGUUAACUAUGUAAGUAUGUGUAUGCCCAGCUGAUACCAAGUAUAUUUUAAAGAAACAUUUUGGAUGUGUGUUUAUAGUUACUGUUUUUAUGAGAUAUAGAAAUACAUACACUUUAUACUUUGGGAGUUUUAAUAUAGAUUAAAAGACCUUUUCGCUUGCUAAAAAGCUCUGUAUCUUUUGAAUAUGAUGAUGUCAAGCGCACAAUCUAUUAACAAUAGUUUUCCUGUUCAGUUGGACGUAAAAUAUCAAUGUUCAUCUUUCAAAGUUGUCACCCAGCAUGUCCUUAAGAUAUGGAAAGGCAGCUUGUUAAUAGCCUCUGUAAAGGGCUUGGUGUUCUUUUAUCAUUUGCACAGUGUAUUAUUUAUUAUAAAUUUAAAAUGCCGUAUAUUUGUACGACAGCAUUUCAAUGCACACCGACUGGAAGGAUUUUUCUGUAGUUUUAUGACCAGGUGUUAAUGAGCACAAGGGUACUGAGUUUUACAAUGAAACGUGUAUAUUUCUUUUUGUUGUAUGUAUCAGCUUUAAACCUGUUUAUUUUUGGUCCCUGAACGACAUAUAAAAAAAAUAUUAUGCCCUAAAAAGAGACCAAAUAUGAAGUUUGUUACAGGUUGACUUCCAGGUCAAUGUGCGUAGCAAACAUUUACUGCAGUACACUGUGGUGAAAGAAUAGUGUUGUAUAGCCCAGUCAUAGUGAAAGCACAUGCAAGCAUGGUGUAUAACUGGGAACUAGGGUAUAAACAACAGGUAACAACAAAUUAAAAGCAUGGGUAAUCUUAUUAAACUACAGUAAGAGCAUAGUAUAAACGACCUGAAUAUACUGUGGUUAACAUACCUGGGGACAGUCUCCAAUCUUCCACUGUGCUUCAGUCCAACCCAGCUCUACUUCAGGACCAGCACUGCUAACAACAUGCUGCAAUGAUAGCAGCUAUCUGAAUCUCUUCACUGUCUGGGCAGGUUAUUUGAUCAGAUGCAGUUGUUUUUGCUUCAGAUCUAACCUACAGCUAGACAGGAGUCUAUAAACCAGACAGACUGUAUGAGAUAACACAAUUGAACAAAAUGAGCACAUAUUGUUAAAUAUAUUUCUUUUAUAUGCUUUUAAUAACCUCAUCACUCCAACAGUAUGCCUUGUUGCCUUCUGCUUUAACCAUUAUACUGAGCCUCUAGCACUAUUGUUGUCUCUACCAGUAGGUGUCGCUAUUAGACAGAACUGAAAUCAGCAAAAAACAAAUGCAGUGGGAAAUGUUCUCAAUUUUAUGUACAAAUAUAUUUCUAUGCCUUUUGUACCAAUGUGUCAAACUGAAUAAAAUGCUUUAUAUGCAG
This is a messenger RNA of Polyodon spathula (Mississippi paddlefish), 3792 nucleotides long. Its product is annotated as kidney mitochondrial carrier protein 1. Lineage: Eukaryota; Metazoa; Chordata; Actinopteri; Acipenseriformes; Polyodontidae. The transcript is spliced from 10 exons. The record is from RefSeq and is a predicted model, not a curated record. Gene Ontology annotation, cellular component: mitochondrial membrane. Gene Ontology annotation, biological process: mitochondrial transport. The coding region runs from base 282 to 1157 and encodes 291 amino acids.